UUUGGGAAUAUAUGAUGUAAAGAAGUUUUGACUUUGUUGUUUUCAUUCAGAUUUGGCUCAGUGAUGUAUGAAACCAAACAAAGUUAUGUCCCAAGAUUUAAAUCUAGAUUUGGCAGCUCAGUGUGCUUGGAUAGUUAACUUAUACAUCAAGAAGGUGUGAAAGAUCAGAGAGGCUGGGGGCUUUUGUACUUUCCUUGGUCCUUAGAAGGCAGCAUUUUCUACCAACGCAUAUUAUGCUAAAAAUAAUAUCAGAUGGAAGCUUCAACCCAUGCUUCAAAAAUCUUUUAAUAUCCAGGAUUAGCUUAUUAUCUCUUAAAGAACAUUUGUGUUUCUUCUUCAUUUUUACUAGUUAACCUGCCUCUGCAUGUUGACAUGUUAUUUUCAUUGUGAUGGUGUGCCCCCCCAUUCCCACCUCUCUUGGUUCCUAAUUUUCUCCCAUUAUCUUAUCCUUACUCUCUUAAAGGAGACAUUUGAAAGACCUGCUGAUUCAUGAAGAAAUACACAUCAUUGGAUAACUAAGGACCCUUGCUAUUCUACUCAGGAGCAGAGAAGCAUCUCACAUCUGUGACCUGCAGUUUUUCUUUUUCUUUUUUUUAUCAACAGUAACUCACAAAGAAGAUCGGUACAGCCCUCUGUUUCCUCCAGUUACCUCAAUCUCAGCUAUUUUGUGGAUUUUCAACAUACAGUCAAAACCAGAACAGAAUAUGUCAACCACAGCUUUUCACAAAAUCCUACGACCCCUUCUGCUUGCUACUUUCAUUUUGGUAUGCUUUGUGACUUUAUUUUUUAUGUAUUUUAAGCCAUCCACCAACUGGUUUUAUGGUCCAUUGGAUUCAACUGUUUUCACAGACCAGGUGAAGAAUCUGUUUUCCACCAAGAGUGAUAAAAACAUGACUACUUUUGGUCCAAUAGAACCAACAGCUUACACGGAGCAGGUCAAGACACACCCUGUUACUGAGAGCAGUAAAAUCAUGACCGUUGUGCUGGUCUGGCUUUGGCCCUUUGGACAAGCCUAUGAUCUGAAUGUCUGUAGCUCUCUUUUCAACAUUGAGGGCUGUUUCAUCACAGCAGACAGAAACCUCUACAACAAGUCAGAUGGUGUUGUCAUCCAUCACCGAGACAUCUCUGGUGAUCUAUCCAAUCUGCCGAAGCUCCAGCGGCCAUCAUUUCAAAAGUGGAUAUGGAUGAACUUGGAGUCACCGUCUCAUUCAUCUAAGCUACCUGGCAUGGCAAACUUGUUCAAUCUUACACUUAACUAUCGUCGGGAUGCUGACAUUGAAGUGCCCUAUGGGUCCAUUAUACCUUCAGAGACUCAGGAGGCAUUUGUACCACCUAAAAAAGAUAAGCUGGUAUGCUGGAUUGUGAGCAACUGGAACCAGAACCAUUUGCGUGGGAAAUAUUACAAUGAUUUAAAAAAUCAUGUUGAGGUUCAUGUAUAUGGACAUGCCUUUGGGAAGCCCAUCUCUGACCAAGAUUUCAGCCCCACCAUGGCCAGCUGUAAGUUCUACUUGGCUUUUGAGAACUCAGUCCACAAAGACUACAUUACUGAAAAACUGUACAACCCUCUCUCUGUGGGCACAGUGCCAGUAGUUCUGGGUACAACCAGAAAUAACUAUGAGAACUUUAUUCAACAAGAUGCCUUCAUCCAUGUAGAUGAUUUCAACUCACCCAAGGAACUGGCAGAGUACUUGAUGCUUCUUGACAAAAAUGAUGAAAUGUACCUUAAUUACUUCAAAUGGCGCCAACACUUUACAGUAAAGAAGGUACAUUUUUGGGUAGAGCACACAUGCUUGGCGUGUGAUUACCUCAAAAAGCACAAAAAGUACCAAGCAUUUAAUAGUCUUGACAAGUGGUACUGGGGCUAAUGAUGCAUUUAAGGGACUUUACAGUCCUCAUCACCCUUUGUAAACACACAACGCAGUGAAGAAAUGGUAGCUCAGGAAAAAAAAAUCUGUGAAAAUAUGAAUGUAAUAUCUCAGUAAAACCUAGAAAAAAAGGGUAGUCAAAUGGUGUCAUUUAAAUAUAUUUCUUAGUACAGUAGGUGACAUUUUUUUCUGAAGGUUUUUUUUUGUUUCUUCAUGAAUCAGCAGCUCUUUGAACCAAGCCUGCUUAUGAUAAACGACAGACGGCUGCUGUAUUAAGUGCUCAGAAGGUUCAAGACAGUAUCAGUGUCUCAGCAGACGAGAAUCUAUGCUGCGAAAAGGAAUACGAUUUAUUCUUCUUGUGAAUUUUUCAUAUCACGUGUAUUACAUUGUACUUGAAGCCUUUGUGAAUGUCAAUACAAUAUAGUGCAGAGCGGUUGCACUGCAACAGGAAGUCCCAAUAUCCCUGGUGAGGUUGCGUUUGACUUAAAAUUUAACAGGCUAGAAAGAGAACAAGGUCACCGCAGAAGUGAUUAAUUUGAUUUAUAUAUUUUUGAUUGUUCUUUUGUCUAAUUUGAAAGACCUUAUUUUGUCUAAUAUGUUUACUCUAAUAUUCUGUUUAAUUCAGAAUGAUUUUCUGAAUUUGGUGAAAUGAAAUUAACAUUUUCAUUGUUUUGCAAGACGGUGGAAAGUGAAGUUCUUUGUAAGAUCAUAUUUGUAAGUGUUUGAAAGCUGUCAUUGUAGAUUUUUUUUUUGUGUGUUUAUAGUACACACCCGCAAUCACAUGGCAAAAUGUAAAAUUUUUGUAGAUAUCGGAUCAAUUUCAGAAGAUAAGUUAUCAAUUUGACAGUUAUUUUAAAUGCAAACAGCAUUACAUGACCAUUAUUAUCACACACACAUAUAUAUAUAUAUAUAUAUAUAUGCCACUUGUGUUGGCAGCUUUGUUGUGGAAAUAACAAACAUAUUUAAAUAUUUCUUAAUUUUCGAAGUGACCAACCAGAAACAUGGGAUGAACCAUCAUAGAAUCUGGUCCUGAUGACAAAAACCUGUUAAUCAAGCUUUUACAGCUACAAUCGAUUGGGUCAAAGCCCGUCUUCAAGCGGAAGUCAUUCCUGCAUGUUUGGCAGUCAUGAGGCUUUCCAACACUGCAUUAAUGAAGGAAACGUACAAUGUGUUGUAUAUAUUUUUAAACGUCUAAAUUUACUUUACAAAGGGCAAAUGUCAGCGGGUGAAUUUCACUUUAUAUCCAUUAGUGAUGAAUGCUGCUUUAAGAGUAUUUGAAUCAAACCACAAACCAAGAAACACUUGAAGUGGAUAAACAGUUAUAGUGGUUUUAAAACUGGGGGUCUUAAGGUAAACACACAGUAUUUGAGAAAUACUGUCGUAGGCAAUGUUUUCAGAGUCGAGGCAGGCUCAGUAAAUUUUUCUAUCAGGUGGUAAUCCUGUAGGCAUAACCUUACCAAAAAACAUGUGCCAAAAUGUAAAACCGAGAAACAGUUCUUUUGAUGAGGAUUUGUGUGACUCACUGUGCAUUUGGCUGUCUUAGAUGGAGAUAAUGUUGGUUCAGAAACUAUCAUGAAAGACUUUCAUUUGUUCCACAGAUUAACAAUGAAAUUCCCAAUCAUGGUUUCACGGACAGUCCUAACCCAUGAAUGAGACCAAAGCUUUCUUGUGCUGUGCAUUUAGAAUGUGUUUCCUCUUCUCUUCUUUUUCCUUCACUUUCUUUCUUAUUAUAAAAACAAUCAUGCAGUGUGGCUCCUUUCCCCCCUGCUUUGAGUCUGUGAAUGUGUCUCAGCACCAGAAGGUGACAUUUGUGCUGUUUAACAUGAUGCUAAUUUUGUUAAUAUCCUUAAAAUAAAUUAAAAAUGCUGUUUACUGACUUAUAUGAAUGUGUGUGGUGGGUUGGAGUUGGGGAGCAGAGGGUUACCAGUACUGAUUCUAGUCUACCAGUUUACCAAAAUAAUCACUGUUUGUUUUUGUUUUUUUAUUUGUUUGUUUUUUGUGAAAUCAUUGUAUUUUGCCAAAUGUUUUGUUUUUGGUGUCUGAUGUUGCCAUAAGGGAAAUAAAAGAUGUGAAUAAAUGGGUAAAUAGGGUACAGUUCUUUUAUGAAUGGAAUCCUUAGUCCUACCAAGACAACAUUCCUAAGAAAUUAUAUUUGGUUUGGAAGCUUAUUUUUAAUUUGA
This is a messenger RNA of Melanotaenia boesemani (Boeseman's rainbowfish), 4045 nucleotides long. Its product is annotated as 4-galactosyl-N-acetylglucosaminide 3-alpha-L-fucosyltransferase 9-like. Gene Ontology annotation, cellular component: membrane. The record is from RefSeq and is a predicted model, not a curated record. Gene Ontology annotation, molecular function: alpha-(1->3)-fucosyltransferase activity. The transcript has 2 exons. The coding region runs from base 705 to 1865 and encodes 386 amino acids. NCBI's taxonomy places the organism in Eukaryota, Metazoa, Chordata, Actinopteri, Atheriniformes, Melanotaeniidae.